Molecule: messenger RNA, 465 nt
Organism: Pantherophis guttatus
Lineage: Eukaryota; Metazoa; Chordata; Lepidosauria; Squamata; Colubridae
Gene: COPS9
Product: COP9 signalosome subunit 9
Source: RefSeq, a predicted model, not a curated record
AGCCGGAAGCAGAUUCUUUCUGGAACCGGAUGUAGGUGGGCUCUAAGGAACGAGGGUAGCGAUGAAGCCGGCGGUGGACGAGAUGUUUCCCGAGGGCGCGGGGCCUUAUGUCGACCUUGACGAGGCUGGAGGAAGUACAGGUUUAUUGAUGGAUCUAGCAGCUAAUGAAAAAGCAGUACAUGCAGACUUCUUUAAUAAUUUUGAAGAUAUGUUUGACGAUGACGAUAUCCAGUGAAAUGUGUCUUCCAGCUAUGUGGUGCUGAAUAUUUACAUUUCUUAUAAAGACUAUGUUCUAAACAAAAAGGAAAUGUGAACGUAGUCACUAAGACAUGAAGGCAAUGUGAAAUGGCUAAAGAUGGAUAAGAGAAGAAUUAUGAAGCUCAUUUCCAUUAGGAUUUGUUUAGAUGUAGAAUUGUAUAGACUUGCUAUAAUAAAAUCUAAAUAAAUAUUUAAUUUUGAAAAAAA